Ictalurus furcatus (blue catfish) is the source of this 1841-nucleotide messenger RNA. Its product is annotated as charged multivesicular body protein 4c. The transcript has 5 exons. The record is from RefSeq and is a predicted model, not a curated record. Gene Ontology annotation, cellular component: cytoplasmic side of plasma membrane; ESCRT III complex; multivesicular body. Lineage: Eukaryota; Metazoa; Chordata; Actinopteri; Siluriformes; Ictaluridae. Gene Ontology annotation, biological process: late endosome to vacuole transport via multivesicular body sorting pathway; vesicle budding from membrane. Bases 147 to 812 code for a protein of 221 amino acids.
GCUAUGGGACCGUGACGUCAGCGGGCCUGAAGGCGGAAGUCCAGGCAUCAACAACCCCUACGUCAGUGAGGAUUUUUGUUUUUUAGGGGACAGUCGCGAGCGUUCUUGAGGUUAAUUUGUGUUUUAAACAGAGAACUGUAGCUGCCAUGUCUUUGUUUGGGAAGUUGUUCGGGAGCGGGGGGAAAGGGGACAAAGCCCCGAGUCCUCAAGAAGCGAUCCAGAAACUCCGCGAGACGGAGGAUAUGUUGUCGAAGAAGCAGGAAUUUUUGGAAAAGAAGAUUGAGGCGGAACUGCUAACAGCGAAGAAGAACGGCACGAAAAACAAACGAGCUGCCCUCCAGGCACUGAAGAGGAAGAAGCGUUAUGAAAAGCAGCUGCUUCAGAUCGACGGCACUCUGUCUACCAUCGAGUACCAACGAGAAGCUUUGGAGAAUGCCAACACUAACACAGAGGUGCUCAAGAACAUGGGCUUCGCCGCCAAGGCCAUGAAGAAUGCUCACCAAAACAUGGAUAUAGACAAAGUGGAUGAUCUCAUGCAGGACAUCACAGAACAGCAGGAGCUGGCGCAGGAGAUCUCCGAUGCUAUUUCAAAACCAGUCGGCUUUGGAGAGGAGUUUGAUGAGGAUGAAUUGCUCGCUGAAUUGGAGGAGUUGGAACAGGAGGAACUGGACAAUAAUCUGCUAGAAAUUAGUGGCCCAGAGAAUGUCUCACUGCCCAGCGUGCCUUCAACCUCAUUACCUUCCCAACCAGCCAAGAGUAGAAAGGAAGAAGAUGAGGAUGAAAUGGAGGAGCUGAAGGCUUGGGCAGUGUGAACCAAGCCCAAACAUCCGGACUGUCUUAUCACUCGCUUUGGUGGACUGAUGUUCAGAGUUGACUUGAACACCUUCAGAGAGUUAAUAUUUGCAAAACCAAUUGUCUAGAAAAUUUGUAGCUCCAUUUAAUGGUUUAGGUCCAUAAAUAAAUAAAUAAAUAAAUAACCUGUCCAUAGGGAUGUAAAAGAGGCCAUGAAAGCAAAACAACAAUCAGAUGAAAUUGUAUUUCUGAAACGAUUCGGCUAACGUUUGCUUAUGGAUAUUUUGAUGUUCUCCUAUUGUUGCUCAUUUUCCCUCUUGAAAUUGGAAUGUAGUCAUGCUGAACCCACUUAAAGACAUCUACCUCUAUCUGUUUAUUAAACACCUACAACAAGUGGGAUUCAUGUCAUCCCCAUAGCCUGUAUGGGGAAAGUAUCAGGAUUACACCAAUCCACUCCUAGCAUUGUGUUUUCAUGGUGAUAACAAUGCUCGUGUAUACAAGCCUCUCAUCUUUUGCAUGCUUGAUUUGAAAAUCCACCAUUUUGAAGCAUCUCCACGGACUGUUAAGAUAUGGGGAAUAGAUUUGGGUCAUCUAAUAUGAUAAUAUGAGGUUGAUGUCAGAGUGCUGUUGUUUGAGGAGCAUUAUUUAAACAUCCAGGAUUUAAAAACAAAUUUGUUCAUGGAUUCUUACAUCAGGAAAAAGUAAAAAAUUAAAUAAAAUCCAUACAUCACAAAUAUUUAUAUCCCAAAAUUUCUUCACCAGUGUCUCAACAAAGUGCUGUAUCUUACCUGAAACUAUCCUGCUGAAAUCUCGAAACAUGUUGAUCUGAUGUAUCACAAUUUGUUAGGGUGGAAGGUUUCUAAACUUGGAAGCAAACUCUAAAGCUAGUUAUUGUUUAUUUGAAAAGAUCCAUAUGAAUAAAUUGACUUACUAUAUCUUUUGUAAAGAACCUGGGAUGUAACAGCAAGGUGUGUCAUGUGUACAUUUGUAUGUUUGAGAUUAUUCAGAUGAGACUUUUAUUUGAAAGUUCAUUAAACUGUUCGAUUCUU